AUGGGGCAAAAAAUUAAGUUUAUCUUAAUUAUGGAAAUUGGUGCUUUUAUCCUUUUAACGUGGAUAUACUAUUUUAGCCAUGACAUAGAUUCAAGCAUUGUAGGUUUAAAUGAAGAGAUACCAAGUAAUGCAAUGAAAAAAAAAAAAAAGUCAUAUAAUUAUGAAUGUUGGGAAAAGUCAAAAAAUAAACAAUCAAAUGGGCGUUCAUCAACAAAUCAGGAAGGUCACAAACAAAAUAUAACAAAUAAAUCUUGUAUGUUUGAAACAAAAAAAUAUUCUCAUGUUGAAAAAAAAAUAUUCAAAGAACUCGAUUACAUGGUUUUUCUUAAAAAUAGCAGGACAAUUAGCAAUAAGACUUACAGAAAGUUAGUACGUAAAAAAUACGGAUUGCGAAUUGUUUUACCUUUAUUAUUGUUUUUGUUAUUAUUAACAGUAUUCGUAGCAGAUUUAUCAGUGGGUUAUGCAUUUGAAACUGAUGGAGGAUCUUGGGGACUAAUAGGUUUGACAGAAUAUUUAAAAACAUUGACGAAACAGAAUAUUGCAUGGUUGAAUACCUUUUUAGAAUGGUUGAAGGAUAAUUUACCAUGGUUAUCGGCAUGUCCUAAUUUAAAUACAGGUACCCAUAAGGCCUGUUUUUUAGGACCAAUAUUUGGUAUUUUGAUAUAUUUCAUACCCUUCCUUAUACUAGGUGUCACAUUUAUAUUGGCUAUUUUUUAUUACCACAAGAAAGUUAAAAAAUAUGAAAAAAUUAAGUACAGGAAAAGGUGA
This is a messenger RNA of Plasmodium malariae, 768 nucleotides long. Its product is annotated as fam-l protein. NCBI's taxonomy places the organism in Eukaryota, Apicomplexa, Aconoidasida, Haemosporida, Plasmodiidae. The transcript has 2 exons. Bases 1 to 768 code for a protein of 255 amino acids. The record is from RefSeq and is a predicted model, not a curated record.